Molecule: messenger RNA, 2005 nt
Organism: Galleria mellonella (greater wax moth)
Lineage: Eukaryota; Metazoa; Arthropoda; Insecta; Lepidoptera; Pyralidae
Gene: pn
Product: exopolyphosphatase PRUNE1
Exons: 7
Coding region: 197-1363 (388 amino acids)
Cellular component (GO): cytoplasm
Molecular function (GO): exopolyphosphatase activity
Source: RefSeq, a predicted model, not a curated record
ACAUCCAAAGCCGUAAGUGUCUAAACAAAAUGUCAUUCAUAGUUGAAGUUAAAGUCUAAAAUUUUUAAUUUUUUUUGCUAUUAAAAUAAUUCGCGUUUUUUCAAAUUUGCCAUAUUCCAUUUCAAUUUGGGUGUAUUACUUUUGAAAUUUUACCGUGAAAAAAUUAUUACGAAUUUAUUUAUAUUAUAAUUCCAGAAUGAAUGAAUACCUCGUUGCCACACUUGAUAAAUUGCGAACGAAAAACUAUGCCAAUGUAAACAUUGUCAUAGGCAAUGAGAGUUGUGACUUAGAUUCUUCUGUAAGCGCUAUUGUCUAUGCCUGUUUUUUGUACUGGCAAAGCAAGCAGAUAAAAUGCAACGAGUCUAUGAACGUGAACAGGGACGAACAGACGAAAUAUGAUAUUUUUAUACCAAUAUUGAAUGUAAACAGAGAAGAUUUUGCAUUGAAAACUGAAGUCACAUAUUUAUUGAAGACUCAUGGUAUUGAUAAAAACGUUUUGGUGUUUAGGGACGACUAUGAUCUGAAGGGACUACUAGCAAAUACCAAUUCAAAGGUGACCCUCGUCGACCAUCAUGUACUGAGCACGAAGGAUCAGUUCUUAGCACCGUUUGUAACAGAGAUCAUAGAUCACAGACCGUUGGACAAGACCGGCUGGACAUAUAAUGAUAGUGCUCACUCCACAAUAGAAGUAGUCGGAUGCUGUUGCACGCUAGUAGCUCAAAGGAUUAAAGAUUUGUCCUCUCCAAUUGCUAAAGAUUUGGAUUUUUUUAAUGCCUACCCAGUGUGCAGUGAUAUGUUACAUUCCACCAUAAUACUGGACACGAUCAACUUGUCGAAAACUUUCAAUAAAGCAACGCCCCAUGACGUGAAGAUUCUAUUGUUUCUAGAGAGCUUAAUCAAACCUGCAGAUUAUGAAAAUUAUAGGAAGGGUAAGCUGGAGAGGUUGACGAAUGCCCGCAGCGAUGUCUCAGAGCUGACCGCCGCACAACUCCUGAGGAAGGAUCUGAAAAUAGUGGGCGAGGUUCUAGUGCCCACCUUUCCCAUAUUAGUACAGGAAUUCCUCGAAAGGCCAGACGCACUGGAAGCGUUGCAAACGACUUUAACGCAACGAAGCUGCAACUUAGCCGUGCUGCUUGGCAUGCACCUCAAGGGUCCAAUGAGGAGGGACGUGGCUGUAUACUCGGCGGAUACCACGAGGGCUACAAGAUUAUCAAGAUUUCUGCAAGACUGGACCGGUCCGGCCUUCGGCCUUAGUUCUCCUGGCAGCGACAGUCGCUACAUUUAUUUCACGCAAAGCAACCUAUCGGCAACCAGAAAACAAUACGUACCGGCCAUUCAGGCGUUUUUAAAUAUUAAAAAUUGAUAAGCCAAGGCGGAGCACCAUUGAAGGGUGAUCGAUGAGAAUGAAAACAGGCUAGUUAGCCCAUCAUGAUGAAUUCAUCAGGAAUUAACUAUGAUAGUUUCCAGGGGGAACCGCGAGGAGGUCGACCUGGUUGGGUAUAUUGCUAGCAGUGGGAUUCUCAGUCUCCAUUACUAACAAUCCCAUUCCCCCCAUUAUCACCCAUUAAAAAAAAUAGUCAAUACACUAACUGAAAAAUGAAAUAAAACAAAAAUUAAGAAAUAUCUAUUUUAAUGUAAAUAUUAAACGAUGUCGGAGCAAAUAGUCAAUAUAUCUACGGAGCAAAUAAUCUGAGGGCCUACCAUGAAAUAUUUUCCGAAAUUUCGGGCACGAACGAAACAGAAAUUUGAUGCUAAAAUUACAUAAUACAUGCCGUUUAAAAUUAUUAAAAAUGUUAAAAUAUCGUUCCUUUAGUCUAUUAGGAUAGGAUUUAUGAUGAACGAAAUGUUAAGCUCCAUUUACUGAGUCGAAUUUGGUACGAACAAAAACACAAAAUUGAGCCCGAAAAUUCGGAUUUCCGUUUCAUGGUAGACCACAUGCUUACAAAUAAUAAAUUAUUUAUAAGUACAUAAACUCUAAAUAAAUGUGAUUUCGCAUCAAAACUAA